Messenger RNA from Mytilinidion resinicola, 875 nucleotides. RefSeq lists its product as uncharacterized. The record is from RefSeq and is a predicted model, not a curated record. NCBI's taxonomy places the organism in Eukaryota, Fungi, Ascomycota, Dothideomycetes, Mytilinidiales, Mytilinidiaceae. The transcript has a single exon. The coding region runs from base 146 to 667 and encodes 173 amino acids.
CUCCACUCAAAUCGACCCUUUUCCAUAGGCCUUGUCCGUAGUAUCAUCGCUUACCCUCACCGCUUUCGAUCGGGUCUCUCUUCCCACUCACUGUGCGUCGCUUUUCGGCAAUCUAGCCUCCAAAUAAAGCAUCAACCCGCCUAAGAUGGCUUCGGAGAGUUCUCAGGAGCAAGGACCGUGUGCAUUACCUACAUUCCUCGAGAUUGCGAAUGCAUUCGGCCUAUCGGAUGAGACCGAACUACUCGACUUGAUGACCACGGAACCAGUCAGAGACUCUGACGUCGAGAUCAACACCAACUUCCUUGAUGCGUACGCCAUCUUUAGAGAUCUCUGCCUCCCUCGUCAGUCGACAUUAAAAGAUGCGGCAGGACCAGGCUUAUGGGAUGUUUAUAUAGAGUUGGACAGGUCCGGGCAUCGCAAAGAGAGCCAAUACGGUAGAGAGACACGUCACGAUGACUACAUUUACUCUGUUACUGAACAUUAUGCUCGCUUCAUGUUUGUUAUGAUGGAAGCAUGGGAUAGUGCUUUCUUGGAUCUAUUGCUACUGGAUGAUACGGCACGCUGGAACUGGCUGUUGCAGCAUGAGGACCAGCAGAACGUGGCAUUGGAGAAAUUCUAUGAUUUGAUCGAACGUAUACGAUACCACUACUACGAUGGCAGCGGGUAGCACCGUGUCAUCCAGGCACUAGAAGCAAGAAGACCAAAGAAGCCCAGCGAAGUCAGGCCUCCAGACGACACGAACCAAGGUCCUUUGGCACCCUUUCCGAGCUACUGAUGUUGUCAGGCAGCACUCUCUUCUUCCUGACUUCAUAUGGUCUCACAUUACCUUACCGCUAUGCCUAUCUGGAUUUCCGAGAGGAGUGCCUGGACGCUGG